AUGCAUAAGCGAUUGGCCUUGUCGUUCCCAGAAGAAGUGCUGGAGCACGUCUUCUCGUUCAUCGAGCUGGACAAGGAUAGGAACUCGGUCUCGCUGGUGUGCAAGUCGUGGUACGAGAUCGAGCGAUGGUGCCGGAGGAAAGUCUUCAUCGGGAACUGCUACGCCGUGACCCCAGCGACGGUGAUCCGGAGGUUCCCGAAAGUGAGAUCCGUUGAGCUCAAGGGAAAGCCUCACUUCGCUGACUUCAAUUUGGUGCCUGAUGGAUGGGGAGGUUACGUGUAUCCAUGGAUUGAGGCCAUGUCGUCGUCGUACACGUGGCUUGAGGAGAUAAGGCUGAAGAGGAUGGUGGUGACGGACGAGUGCUUGGAGCUCAUCGCUAAGUCCUUUAAGAAUUUCAAAGUUCUCGUCCUCUCUUCCUGCGAAGGCUUCUCCACCGAUGGUCUCGCUGCUAUCGCUGCUACUUGCAGGAAUCUGGAAGAGCUUGAUUUGCGGGAGAGUGAUGUUGAUGAUGUCAGCGGGCACUGGCUUAGCCAUUUCCCAGACACAUACACAUCUUUGGUAACACUCAACAUCUCAUGCUUAGCCUCUGAGGUCAGUUUCUCUGCUCUGGAAAGGCUGGUGAGUAGGUGUCCCAACCUCAAGUCUCUGAAGCUUAACCGAGCCGUUCCUCUUGAAAAAUUGGCAACUCUACUUCAACGAGCACCUCAACUGGAGGAACUGGGAACCGGUGGGUACACUGCUGAAGUGCGACCAGAUGUGUUCUCUGGUUUAUCUGUAGCUCUCUCCGGGUGCAAGAAGUUGAAGGGCUUAUCUGGGUUUUGGGAUGCUGUUCCUGCCUAUCUUCCAGCAGUUUAUUCGGUUUGCAGUCGGCUUACAACUUUGAACCUGAGUUAUGCAACAGUCCAGAGCUAUGAUCUUGUCAAGCUUCUUAGUCAGUGUCCCAAGUUGCAGCGCCUCUGGGUGCUAGACUACAUUGAGGAUGCUGGACUUGAGGUGCUUGCUUCAACCUGCAAGGAGCUUCGUGAGCUGAGGGUGUUUCCGUCUGAGCCUUUUGUCAUGGAAGCAAACGUUGGAUUGACGGAGCAGGGGCUUGUCUCCGUCUCUGAGGGCUGUCCAAAGCUCGAGUCGGUUCUCUACUUCUGCCGUCAAAUGACCAAUGCUGCGUUGGUGACGAUUGCUAGGAACCGACCCAACAUGACACGCUUCCGUUUGUGCAUCAUUGAGCCAAAAGCACCUGACUAUCUGACUCUAGAGCCACUGGAUGUGGGAUUUGGAGCCAUAGUAGAGCACUGCAAGGAUCUUCAACGCCUCUCCUUAUCAGGGCUGUUGACGGACAAGGUUUUCGAAUACAUUGGGACAUACGCCAAGAAGAUGGAAAUGCUGUCAGUGGCGUUUGCAGGAGAUAGUGACUUAGGGAUGCAUCAUGUUCUGUCAGGUUGCGAUAGCUUGAGGAAGCUGGAGAUAAGGGACUGCCCGUUUGGAGACAAGGCGCUUUUGGCGAAUGCUUCAAAGCUGGAGACAAUGCGAUCCCUUUGGAUGUCUUCUUGUUCGGUGAGUUUUGGAGCCUGCAAGUUGUUAGGAGAGAAGAUGCCAAAGCUCAAUGUGGAAGUCAUCGACGAAAGGGGCCCACCCGACUCCAGACCAGAGAGCUGCCCUGUGGAGAGAGUGUUCAUAUACAGAACAGUGGCUGGUCCUCGGUUUGACAUGCCUGGCUUCGUCUGGAACAUGGACCAACACUCCACCAUGAGGUUUUCCAGGCAAAUCAUCACUACUAACGGAUUAUAA
This is a messenger RNA of Microthlaspi erraticum, 1785 nucleotides long. Lineage: Eukaryota; Viridiplantae; Streptophyta; Magnoliopsida; Brassicales; Brassicaceae. The record is from the annotation of a GenBank genome assembly.